UUUACAAUUUAGUUAUUAUUAUGAGUUAUAGUCCAUUAAGUUAUGCUUAAACAUCACUUCAAUUUGAAGAUGUCAUUGCUUAUAUUCCUCCAUAUGGCAAUUAUACUUAAAUUCCUAUUGGAGUACUUUAAGAUUAAUAUUUGGCUUUGUUAUUUCGAUCACCUGUAGGUUAAAAAGCUUAACAUCUAGUUGCUAUGUAUAAUAUAUCAAAAAUCAAAUAAACAUACAAUCUAUCAAAUCAAUUAAAUUAUAAUAGCACCAUUUAAAUGGAAGGAGGUUAUUAUUUUAAUGAAAGUUUCGAAAAUAUUCUUUAAAUUGCCCUAGUUAGUCAAACUAACAAUAUAAGUUAAUUUUUAUUAGUAUUAUCAAAAAAUGAAACCAUGAAUUAAACAGAUGUUACAUUAUUAGUCUAUAAUUAAUCCAUUUAUUUUUAAUGCUCUGAUGUAAGCUAAUUAUCUAAAAACUAUGAUUAUUAUUUAGUGGCUUCAAAUUCAUUUUAUAAUUAUAAUAUUUCUAUUACUAUUUAACAUGAAUAAUUAAGUAAUCCUACUUGGGCAUGGAUAUUAUUGGUUUUAACAAUAAUAAUUUGUACAGCUUUGGUAAUAGAAUUUUGGAAGAAAAUUAAAAUGCAAAAUUUAGAAUAAAAUAAAUCAACUGAACUAUUAGAAAUAGAAAUGUGA
Molecule: messenger RNA, 680 nt
Organism: Paramecium primaurelia
Lineage: Eukaryota; Ciliophora; Oligohymenophorea; Peniculida; Parameciidae
Source: the annotation of a GenBank genome assembly